This is a messenger RNA of Sesamum indicum (sesame), 1994 nucleotides long. RefSeq names its product CBL-interacting serine/threonine-protein kinase 3. The record is from RefSeq and is a predicted model, not a curated record. Gene Ontology annotation, biological process: signal transduction; protein phosphorylation. Gene Ontology annotation, molecular function: ATP binding; protein serine/threonine kinase activity. Lineage: Eukaryota; Viridiplantae; Streptophyta; Magnoliopsida; Lamiales; Pedaliaceae.
UACUCCGCUAUAUAUAUGUGUGUGUGUGUGUCCGAGUGAUGUGUAUGCGGAAACUUGAGAGGGUUCUUCUGGGAUUUGCUUACUUGUUCGGAUUCUUGCUAUUUUUUUCUUGAAGGAGUUGUGUCUUUUUCUUGGAUUUGGGAUUUCUUGAGUGAUUUCUUUGAGUCUGGUUGGUGCAACUCAGAGCUUGCUUGCUAAUUUGGAUUCAGAAAGAAUUGAGCUGAGUUGGGGUUUGUUGAGUUUAGUUGCUGGUUUGUGGUUGUGAUUUGUUGCUGGAUUUGAAGUCUGCUGCCUGAGGAUAUUCUUGUUAAAGACUGCUGUUGCUGAGUGCUAGAGAAAUUUACCAGAUAGCUAAUCGCGAAUGAAUCAACCCAAAAUUAAGCGUAGAAUCGGGAAGUAUGAGAUUGGGAGGACAAUUGGCGAAGGCACAUUUGCGAAAGUGAAAUUCGCUAGAAAUUCUGAGACGGGACAACCUGUGGCUAUAAAGAUUCUAGACAAGGAUAAGGUUCUUAAACACAAAAUGGCUGAACAGAUUAAGAGGGAGAUAGCAACACUGAAGUUGAUAAAACAUCCCAAUGUUGUUCGAUUGUAUGAGGUGAUGGCAAGCAAGACCAAGAUAUUUAUUGUUUUGGAAUAUGUCACUGGGGGAGAGCUCUUUGACAAAAUUGUAAAUAAUGGACGGAUGCGAGAAGAUGAAGCAAGAAAAUAUUUUCAGCAACUCAUUAAUGCUGUUGAUUAUUGCCAUAGCAGGGGAGUUUUCCACCGAGAUCUAAAGCCAGAGAACUUACUGUUGGAUGCUGCUGGAAACCUCAAAGUUUCUGAUUUUGGAUUGAGUGCUCUGUCCCAGCAAGUCAGGGAUGAUGGCUUGCUGCAUACUGCCUGUGGGACUCCAAAUUAUGUGGCUCCUGAGGUCCUCAAUGAUCGAGGCUAUGAUGGAGCGACUGCAGACUUGUGGUCGUGUGGAGUCAUACUCUUUGUGUUGCUUGCAGGUUACUUGCCUUUCGAUGAUUCUAAUGUUAUGAACCUUUAUAGAAAAAUAUCUUCUGCUGAAUUCACUUGCCCUCCUUGGCUUUCUUUUGGUGCCAUGAAGUUGAUUGCUCGAAUCCUGGAUCCAAAUCCAGUGAAACGUAUCACGGUCCCCGAAAUUUUGGAGGAUGAGUGGUUUAAAAAAGAUUACAAGCCACCAGUAUUUGAUGAGAAAGAAGAUAUAAAUUUGGAUGACGUGGAAGCUGUGUUUAAGGACUCUGAGGAAUAUCACGUGAUGGAGAGAAAGGAGGAGCAGCCCACUGCAAUGAAUGCAUUUGAAUUAAUCUCUAUGUCAAAAGGUCUCAAUCUUGGGAAUCUAUUUGAUGGGGAACAGGGAUACAAGAAGGAAACAAGGUUCACAUCAAAAUGCCCAGCCAAUGAGAUUGUUAAAAAGAUCGAGCAAGCUGCAAAACCUCUUGGUUUUGAUGUUCACAAGAAGAAUUACAAGAUGAGGCUUGAAAAUAUAAAAGCAGGAAGAAAAGGCAAUCUUAAAGUCGCCACUGAGGUUUUCCAGGUUGGCCCUUCAUUGCAUAUGGUUGAGGUUAGGAAAGCUAAGGGAGAUACUCUGGAGUUCCACAAGUUCUAUAAGAACCUGUCAACCUGCCUUGAGGAUGUAGUUUGGAAAACCGAAGAGGACAUGCAAGAAGUGAAGUAGAGAUGUCGUUGGCUCGUUGCAACGAAGAGCGCUUAGUUAUAGUUGUCUGCUCUCAACUGUAUAAAGUUGCUGGUUUGCCAUUCUUUGGUUUUGUUUGCUUUCUCUCAUGGGACCUUUUUCCCCCAAGAGGGAAAUUUCUGAUCUCGGAGAGCACAGACAGUUUGCUGGUGAGGUGUGUUUUAUUUUUUCUGUAUUCUCAGGCAAAUGCAGCCUGACUUGUAAAGCUGGACUCUUGAAUUGAUGAGAAGUUUUGAAAUUUUGAACUCUCUUUACUGCUAGUUUGAUACUGAAGGAAUUAAUAACUUAUUUUCAA